AAACUGAACCAAAGGAUUUCUAUGGCCAUGAAGCUUUUGAGCAGAGAUACGCGGCUGGUCUGUGAGCUUGCGCUUUGUCCCCUGGCUUUAGUUUUCUGGAGCAUUCUUGGGGUCAGAGCAUUGGACAAUGGCUUGGCGCGGACUCCUACUAUGGGCUGGCUGCAUUGGGAACGUUUCAUGUGCAACCUUGACUGCCAAGAAGAGCCUGAUGCCUGCAUAAGUGAGCAACUGUUCAUGCAGAUGGCAGAGCUCAUGGUCUCUGAUGGCUGGCGGGAUGCAGGUUAUGACUAUCUCUGCAUAGAUGACUGUUGGAUGGCUCCCGAGAGGGAUUCAAAGGGCAGGCUUCAGGCAGAUCCCCAACGCUUUCCUAGUGGGAUCAAACACCUCGCAAAUUACGUCCACAGCAAAGGAUUGAAGCUAGGGAUUUAUGCAGAUGUUGGGAAUAAAACCUGUGCAGGUUUCCCCGGGAGUUUUGGAUCCUAUGACAUUGAUGCGCAGACAUUUGCUGACUGGGGCGUAGAUCUGCUAAAAUUUGAUGGUUGUCACUGUGACAGUGUAGUAUCCUUGGAGAAUGGUUAUAAGUACAUGGCCUUGGCCUUGAACAGGACAGGCCGAAGCAUUGUAUACUCCUGUGAGUGGCCACUUUAUUUGAGACCCUUUCAUAAGCCCAAUUAUACAGAUAUCCAAUAUUACUGCAAUCAUUGGAGAAAUUUUGAUGAUGUUUAUGAUUCCUGGGAAAGCAUAAAGAAUAUCUUGUCUUGGACAGUGGUUUACCAGAAGGAGAUUGUUGAAGUCGCUGGACCAGGCAGCUGGAAUGACCCAGACAUGUUAGUGAUCGGCAACUUUGGCCUCAGUUGGGACCAGCAGGUGACACAGAUGGCCCUCUGGGCUAUCAUGGCCGCUCCCCUACUCAUGUCCAACGAUCUGCGACAAAUCAGCUCUCAAGCCAAAGCUCUGCUUCAGAAUAAGGAUGUAAUUGCCAUCAACCAAGACCCCUUGGGCAAGCAGGGCUACUGUUUCAGAAAGGAAAACCACAUUGAGGUUUGGGAACGGCCACUCUCCAACCUAGCCUGGGCUGUGGCUGUGAGAAACCUGCAGGAGAUUGGUGGACCUUGUCCUUAUACCAUCCAGAUUUCUUCCCUGGGUAGAGGACUAGCCUGCAAUCCUGGCUGCAUCAUUACUCAGCUUCUCCCCGAGAAAGUACACCUAGGCUUCUAUGAAUGGACUUUGACCUUAAAAACUCGAGUAAACCCCUCAGGCACUGUUUUGUUUCGGUUAGAAAGAUAAACUACUAUAUAGGCAGAGUUCUAUGUCCCGUUUUACUACAAACCAAACUAUUUCCUGCCCCUCCCUCUAAAAAUAAAGUAUCCCAAAGGCAUUGCCCUUAAAAGCUGCUUUUCAACAUAGGCUUUUGAAAUUAAGUGGGUACUCCUGUGCAAUAUUCCGAGGUGGACUGGGAGGAGGGUAAAAGUGUGGAAUGUAUUGAAAACAGAUUUCAAAAAAAAAGUCUCUACUUCGGGUUUUCUUAUAACUUGUAACCGGUAGGCUGUAGCAGAUGCUUCCGUACACUGGUUGAUUUUAACCUUCACAACCCUGAAGCAGCUGUUUAUCCACUAUAAUCUUUACAGCCAAGUCAAAAGCAACAAAAAACCCUUUAGAUGUAUGUGGUUCAAGAGUUUUGCCUGUAUGUAUGAGGUCCACAUACAUACCGGGUGCCCAGGAAGCCAGAAGAACAAGUGCUUUUUUUUCCCCAAGACAGGGUUUCUCCAUAUAGCCCUGGCUGUCCUGGAACUCACUCUGUAGACCAGGAUGGCCUUGAAUUUAGAAAUCCGCCUGCCUCAGCCUCCAAAGUGCUGGGAUUAAAGGCCUGCGCCACCACCGCCCAGCCUUUUUUGUUGUUUUGACAAGUGCCCUUAAUCACUGAGCCAGCAAGCUCUAGCACCCAGAACCAGGAUUUAAAGCUAAACCAGCCAGACACAAAUAACUAUAUGGAGGCACUGCUUAGUCUAGUGCAAAGGAAAAAAUGAAAAUCUGCUUCCUCCAGGUGACAGACUGGAUGUGGUAGCAUGUCCUUAAUCCCAGUACUAGGGAGGCAAUGGCAAGUAUAAUUCAAGGCCAGCCUGGACUACAAAGUGCAAGCCUGGCUGGAAACAAACUCAUAUGCCCAGGUUAUCCCCUAGAGCUAAGAAAUGCAGAUAGGAUUACCUGUAUUUACCAAUGGUGAUUGGCUACAUGAUGUCCUAAGAGCAAUUGAUGAACUGUCCUGGUGACAAACUGGGGGAUUCGGGAGGAAAAAGGUUUGGAAGGAUGCUCAGGUGUUAUUUUACACAAAGCCAGUAUGAUGGUGUUCCAUGCCUCCAAUUCCAGCACUUGGUGAGGAUAAGGCCAGAGAAACCCAGGGGAGGAACUAGGGACACUUCCAACAAUCUAAAACAAGGGAUGUAUAUUGAAGCAUGCUCCCCAGACUCCCUUAAUGCCUGAAGUGCCCAGCAGUGGUAGCACACGCCUUUAAUCCUAGCACUUAGGAGGCAGAGGCAGCCGGAUGAGUUCUGAAUUCGAGGCCAGCCUGGUCUACAGAGUUCCAGGACAGCCAGGGCUAUACAGAGAAACCCUGUCUCAGGGGAAAAAAAUGAGGGCCUGGAGAAAUGAUUCAGCGGUUAAGAGGAUUGACUGCUCUUCCAAAGGUCAUGAGUUCAAAUCCCAGCAACCACAUGGUGGCUCACAAUAAUCUGCAAUGAGAUCUGAUGCCCUCUUCUGGUUCUCUAGACAGCAACAUUAUACUUGCAUAAUAAUCUUUUAAAAAAAAAGAAAAUGCCUGAAGCAAAACAUAUUUAAAGCUUAUUACUGGCCUCAAAUCCCUUGAAAUACAAGUCUCUACCUCAGGGGGUGGGGGCAUCUUCUGGGGAGGUGGGGGAUGUGCAAUAUUCCAAGGUGGACUGGGAAGGGGAUAAAAAUCUGGAAUGUAUUGAAAAUAAAAAAUUUCAAAUAAAA
Mus musculus (house mouse) is the source of this 2991-nucleotide messenger RNA. RefSeq names its product galactosidase, alpha (gene Gla). The transcript is spliced from 7 exons. Bases 22 to 1287 code for a protein of 421 amino acids. Gene Ontology annotation, cellular component: extracellular region; lysosome. Gene Ontology annotation, molecular function: alpha-galactosidase activity; hydrolase activity, hydrolyzing O-glycosyl compounds. Gene Ontology annotation, biological process: glycosphingolipid catabolic process; carbohydrate metabolic process. The record is from RefSeq and is marked validated. Lineage: Eukaryota; Metazoa; Chordata; Mammalia; Rodentia; Muridae.